Molecule: messenger RNA, 658 nt
Organism: Nicrophorus vespilloides
Lineage: Eukaryota; Metazoa; Arthropoda; Insecta; Coleoptera; Silphidae
Gene: Tapdelta
Product: translocon-associated protein subunit delta
Exons: 1
Coding region: 127-621 (164 amino acids)
Cellular component (GO): membrane; endoplasmic reticulum; endomembrane system
Source: RefSeq, a predicted model, not a curated record
UUGUUGUCGAUUUGGUUACGUUGUUGUUGACCUGUCUGCCAUUCGUUUCAAGACUUUCGUGUGAAGAACAUUAUUUUUGGUGUGUUCGUUCGUCCGUUUUCUGACUGAAAAAACAUCUGCAGAGCCAUGAAUUCCAACGUGUUCCUUUUCGUCGCCUUCGUGCUGGGUGCGUGCAGCGCCUGCAAAUCCCCCGAAGUCACCUCGACGCAAUUCACCACGCAGGAUGGAACGAUCGUGGCCAACAUCGCCUACAUCACCGAGUUCUCGAUCAAGUGCGCAUCUGGAGUCGUCGGCAACCUUUACGCCAGCUUCGAGGGCAACGUCGUCCCCGUUUCCGUCGUCGGAGAGAACCAAUAUCAAGUCAGCUGGUCGGAGGACAACAAAGUUGCCCGCAGCGGUGAGAAAGUGGUGAAGAUCUACGACGAAGUCAGUUACACUGCCAUCCGUAAAGCCCUGAGAGCCGGCGAAGACACCUCUGCCAUCGCCUCCUUCGUCGACGUCUCCGUCCACCAUCCGGGAGCGUUCAACGGUCCAUGGUUGAAGAGCGAAUUCUUGGCCGCCGUUCUCUCUGUUGGUAUUGCAUAUGUUGCCGUCAGCUCCAGGUCCAAGCUUGCUGCUUAAACUUUGUAAAAUAAAUUAAAUUAAUUUAUUUCUAUUA